This is a messenger RNA of Staurois parvus, 261 nucleotides long. Lineage: Eukaryota; Metazoa; Chordata; Amphibia; Anura; Ranidae. The record is from the annotation of a GenBank genome assembly.
CAGGGGCAGACUGACUAUUUCGAAGCUCAGGCACUGCCCGAGGGCCCGGGGUCAGUAGGGGGCCCCAUGAGAUGCCCCCGGUACCUUUUUCAUAGGCUUUUUUGAGUUUGGGCAAGGACACAGGGGCCCCAUGAUCCCCUAUUGCCCGGGGGCCCCAUGAGUUGUCAGUCCACCCCUGCUAUGUGCUGCCUAUUAGUGUCCAUCAUUACCACCUAUCAGUGCCAUCAGUCCUGCAUAUCAGUGCAGCCUCAUCAGUGCCUC